Molecule: messenger RNA, 2260 nt
Organism: Xenia sp. Carnegie-2017
Lineage: Eukaryota; Metazoa; Cnidaria; Anthozoa; Malacalcyonacea; Xeniidae
Product: AP-3 complex subunit beta-2-like
Biological process (GO): vesicle-mediated transport; intracellular protein transport
Cellular component (GO): membrane coat
Molecular function (GO): clathrin binding
Source: RefSeq, a predicted model, not a curated record
UAAAGUUGCACGGUCAGGUUUCUUGGUAUCGUAUCGCGAAAUUGGUAGAUUCAAAUGACUGUCUUUUAAGUUCCGAAGGCAAAAUUCGUGCCGAGAAUAUGGCUUACAGCAUGGACCAAGAUCCCGACAUUGGAGAUGCGUCCACGGGGAGGAUUUUCGCAGGAAAAUUUAAACGGCAUGCCGAUCUCAACGAACUUCUCGCCAGCACAAAGGACAGAGACAAGUUGGAAGCCAUGAGACGGAUUAUCGAGUCUGUAUCAAGUGGAAAAGAUGUUUCUCAACUUUUUGCAUCGGUGGUGAAGAAUGUAGUGUCCAAAAAUCCUGAAAUAAAGAAAUUAGUUUAUGUCUACCUGGUUCGAUAUGCUGAAGAACAACAAGAUUUGGCCUUGUUGUCUAUCAGUACAUUUCAAAAGGCAUUGAAGGAUCCUAAUCAACUCAUUCGUGCAAGUGCCUUGCGAGUCCUAUCAAGUAUCCGUGUGUCCAUAAUUGUUCCUAUCAUGAUGCUAGCCAUUAAAGAGGCAGUCACGGACAUGUCGCCAUUUGUGAGGAAAACUGCUUGUCAUGCCAUUCCCAAACUGUACAACCUUGAUCCUGAAUUGAAAGAGCCUUUGGUUGAAGUCAUUGAAAGACUUCUUAAAGAUAAGACUACACUUGUAUCUGGAAGUGCAGUCAUGGCAUUUGAAGAACUCUGUCCCGACAGAAUUGAUCUUAUUCAUAAAAACUACCGUAAACUGUGCAAUCUGCUUGUUGAUAUUGAUGAAUGGGGACAAACUGCCGUCAUACAUAUGUUGACACGUUACGCAAGGUCACAGUUUGUUGAUCCUAACAAAGAGGAACCGGAAAACGAACAGUUUUAUCCAAGUUCCCAAGAGAGCGAGGACGACGAAGAAGAUAAGAAUGACAAAAGUGAUAAAAAGAAACCAUACAUAAUGGAUCCUGAUCAUCGCCUCAUUUUGCGUGUCACCAAGCCAUUGCUGCAAAGCCGGAAUUCUGCUGUUGUAUUGGCUGUCGCUCGACUCUAUCAUCAUUGUGCCCCUGCUUGUGAAGUUGGAGUUGUAACGAGAGCGCUCGUAAGGCUUCUCAAAGGACACAGAGAAGUUCAAUAUGUCGUUCUUAGCAAUAUAGCAACAUUAUCAUCGACAAGGAAGGGAAUGUUUGAAGCGCAUCUGAAAAGUUUCUUCGUUCAUUCCAACGACUCAAAAUAUAUCAAAACAUUUAAGCUUGAAAUAAUGACGAACAUCGCUUCGGAAAGUAAUAUAACGUUGCUAUUGCGGGAAUUUCAGAAUUACAUCAACAAUUCGGACAAAGAGUUCGUUGCGUCGACGAUACAAGCCAUUGGCCGUUGUGCAUCGAACAUUCCCGAAGUUACAGAUACCUGUUUAACCGGUCUAGUUAGACUGCUAUCCAAUAGGAAUGAAACGGUGGUGGCUGAAAGCGUUGUAAUGAUAAAAAAAUUAUUACAAUUAAAGCAUAAAGAUAAAUCUCAAAUAAUCAUACAAAUGACAAAAAUACUGAAUAAAAUUACGGUUCCCAUGGCUCGUGCCAGUAUCAUUUGGCUCGUCGGUGAAUAUGCGGAACGUGUUCCAAAAGUUGCCCCGGAUGUACUGAGAAUAGCCGCGAAGUCAUUCACAAAGGAGGAGGAUAUUGUGAAAUUACAAAUCAUCAAUCUUGGUGCGAAAUUAAUUCUAAUCAAUCCAAACCAGACUCAGCAGUUGUGUCAAUAUGUAUUAAAUCUCGCCAAAUAUGACCAGAGCUACGAUAUAAGGGAUCGAGCGCGAUUACGUCCCAUUGUGUUUCCCGGAGAGAAGGUGGGACAGAUUGUUAAACACUCCAAGAAAAUAUUGCUGGCUUCCAAACCACCUCCCGUGUUAGAGUCAUCUUUCAAAGGUCAUGGUGAGUUCAUCGUCGGCUCUCUCUCUCAUCUCAUAAACGCACGAGCGUCUGGCUAUCAAGAACUUCCCGAAUACCCCGAGGUCCCUCCCGAUCCCUCUGUUAGAAACGUCGAGGUCGAGCCGUUGUGGGAGAAAUCUAAAUCGAAGUCAAGAUCAAAGAAAAAGUCUACAUUUUACUCGAGUGAAUCUGAAUCCGACUCUGCGUCGGAAUCUGAAUCAGGCUCCGGUUCAAGUGGAAGCAGCGGAAGUGAAAGUGAGAGCGAUGAAGGCAGCGAGAGCGUCAGUAAAUCUAGCAUGGAGUCUUUACCUGGAUCGGAAACAGAAAGCCAAGAGAGCGACGACGAAGGGGAAAAAUGAAAGAGCAAAGA